Messenger RNA from Tetrahymena thermophila SB210, 7875 nucleotides. RefSeq names its product transmembrane protein, putative. The record is from RefSeq and is a predicted model, not a curated record. The transcript has 21 exons. Lineage: Eukaryota; Ciliophora; Oligohymenophorea; Hymenostomatida; Tetrahymenidae.
AUGUUUAUAAGAAUAGUCAUAAGGUUAGAAUGGAGCCUCUAAUUGUACUGCUUAUUGACAGACCCCCUAACAAAUAAAGCAUCUUGUUUCAAAUUAGACUUUAGUAAUCCAAAUACUAUUGGUAUAUAAAAAGACACCUAAUUAUGCUUAUAGAUGGGAUAACCUUAAGCAAUAAUGUGUGCGGUUGAAAAAUAUUGUUUAGAUCAAACAACAAAUACCUGCUAGUUAAUUAAUACAAAAAAAGGGAUGUGUAUUGAUAAAAAUGGUUUUUGUGUAUAAAAUGGAUCCUGUUUUAAUUGUGAAUUAAAUUAAUGCUUGUCUCAAUCUAAUAAAAAUACAUGUUAAGACCUUUUAUAACCAUCAAUUACUUAUUGCAAGGAUAGCUAAGGAUUUUGCUAAUAUCUAGAUUCUGGACUUUGCGAUAUCUGUCCUGAUAAUUACUGCUUAAUUAAUAAAUUAUGUUUAAAUUAUAAAAGUUUAUUAAAGUUAGUUAAUAAUGGAUAGUGCUUUGAACAAAUCAAAAAGUUAAAAACCUGUGUAAUUUAAAAUUUAAAUGUACCAAACUAGAAUGGAAAUAUGAAUUGUAUGAACAAUUAAAGCUUUUGUUAAGAUAUAUCAAUUAAUAAUAAUGAAUGUUUAUCUUGUCCUAUGUACUUUAUAAAUCCAGGAGAUUAAAAAUGCUACAGCUUAGAAUAAAAGUUAGAACAUUCACCUUAUCCUUAAUAAGUAUACUUUGAAAUGCAAUUGAUUUAUAUUAAAUAAGACUGUUAUGAUUAAAACUAUUGUCUGGUAAACUAAUAUCUCAAGUGUCCAUUAGGUUGUUAUUCAUGCAACUCUCCUUCUUUCUGUACUUAAUGUAUUGAAGGUUACUUUUUAUAUCAAGAAUCCAAAACAAAAUCAAUUUGUAUAAAAUGUUUCAAUGAAUAGCCUCCUAAUUAAGAUUUAAGUUUAAGUCCUUAUUAUAAAUAAAUUCCUACUUACUAAUGUCUGGACUGCUCAUCAGAAUAUUCUUUGUGGUAGUAGAGCCAAUCUAAAUAUAAAACAUGCUAAAAUUUCAUUUUAUAGCUAGAUCAAAAUUUAUAAGUUGUAUUUUCAAAAUAUUAGGCAAUAAACUACCUAGUAUAAUCAACAUUAGGAUUAUAUAGCAUUACUCAAUAUUAAUCAGUGCUAUGUCCAGAAGGAUGUUUUUCAUGUGUUCAAGAAUCUAAUUCAAAAUCAACUUGUAUCAAAUGUUAAGUUUAGUAUGUUUAAAAUGGAGAUAUUUGUGAAAAAUGCCCUGAUAAUUGUAAUUACUGUUAAUAUGCAGCAAUUUUAAAUGGAAAAGCUGUAUUUAAAAGUGAAAUAGACAAUAAUAAAAUCAAUGAAUUUUAGUUUAUAAAAAUAUGCUUAGAAUGUAAACCUAAAUACCUUGUUUCAUAUGAUUUAAUAUCAUGUGUUUAAUGUGGUGUUAAUUGCGAUUAAUGUUAAUAUGAGAAUAAAGAUGAAGUUCUAAAUUAUAGCAUAGAUUAACUAACUGCUUUAUCAUAUUCCUAGUUUCAAACUAAAAAUUACAUAAAAAAGUGUUUAUAAUGCCCUAAAGAAUAUUUUGUUUCAUUUGAUGGUUAGUCUUGUGUGUAAUAAACACUAAAUUGCGAUUAUAGCAGUUUUAAAAUAGUUUAAGGUACACAGAAUUAUGAUUUAACAGAAGAGAUAUGGUUAUUUGUAGGUAGUUAAUAACAAAAUAUAAGUAUUAGCAAAAUUUGUAAAAGCUGCUCUUAAGGGUACAUAUUAGCAAGUGAUUAAAGUAAAUGUGAAUAUGGUUGUUAAUCAUUAUCUCAGCAAUCACUAUGCAAUAAUUGUAUUACUACUUCUUCCUUUAAAGUUUAAUGUUAGUUUUGUAGUAAUGGAUAAAUAUUAAACUAAAUUUUUAACCCCCCAAGAUGCUAAGAUGAUCUUUGUAAAAACAAUAUUUUAGGAUGCGCAGAGUGCUAUAAAUAUCAAGACUAGAGUUUAAAGUUAAACAAUUAAGUUUAUUAAUGUACAAAAUGCUAAGAUGAACAAAGUAUUCCAUCUAUCUAUGGAUGCAUUAAAUGCCCAGAAGGAUGUUCCAAAUGUUAUGAAGGUACAAGUACAUUUAACUUCACUUCAUAAUUAAUAUAUAAAAGAGAUUACAUCACUAUAUAAGAUAGAUUAGAUUAUAAAAAUAAAAACUAUAAAUUGAUAUGCACAGGAUGCUUAGAUGGGUAUUACUUCGAUUAAUAAUUCAAAAAAUGCAUUUUAAUUUAAUGUGGAUAAAACUGCCUAAAAUGUAUCAUUAUAAAUAAAAAGCCUUAAUGCAUUCAGUGCAACUAUGAUAAAUUAAUUAAUUAAAUUUCUUCAUUAUAAUAUUUUGUUGGUAUGUUCUAUUAUAAAUAAAAUUAAAUAAAUAAUCCAAAAUAAAUGAUAACAUUAACUUCUUCUGGUGAUGAUUGCUAAAUUUGUCCAUUACUUUGCGAAACAUGUGUAAACUAAAGCAAUGUCAGUUAGAAUCCUUUAUAUAUAUAUGAUGCUUAAUGCUUAUCUUGCAAAAAAACUUUAGAUAAAAGUUAUAUUUUAUAAAAUUAUAGUAUAACGUAUGAUAAAUCAAGAAGGAAAUGCUACUUAUGCUAAAAAUCAGAAUAGGGUUGCUACUAUAAGAAGUAAAAGAUAAUCUAUGCUUAAUGCUUAGAUCUAAGUAGCAGAUUAGGUGAUGGUUCAUUAAAAGAACCAAUUAACUUCAAUCGUUUAAAUGAAGUUAAUUUAAACUAAUUUAUCAUAAAUGAGCUAGAAUUUGAUCAAGCAGUAAUUUUUUAUAAUGAAUUAUAAGUUAAAGAGUUGGAGGUUUUAUUAAUAUUUGUUGAUAACAUUUGUUAAGAUCUAAAACCUCAAAACUUUACAAUUACUUUAAAGGAGAAAUUUAGAACUCUUUCAGCAAUCUUAAACAUAACAACACUUUACUCAAAUUUUACUGUGGAUUUCUAGUAAUAAGGUGUUUUUACUGUAUAAGGCUUUGACAAAAUUUUUAUUUAAAAUGUAAUUUUCUAACAGUAAAAAAGUGAUAAUAAAUUUGGAAUAAGUAUUUAAGAUGAUUCUUUAAAUACUUUUUAACUUAUAAAUUGUUAAUUCCACCAAAUAAGUUAAUUUUUAGAAUAUUAAGGUGCUAGACUAAUAGCCACUAAUAAAUUUUCUUAGCUCUAAUUAAAAUUCUUAAUUAUAUCUUAGGAUAAUCUCAACUACUUUACUUAAUAUGUUCGAUAUAAUAAUUCACCAAAUUAAAAUAUAAGUAUUUAUUUACAAAAUAUUACUUUUGAAAAUAGCACCUUUUACCAUAGAUCUUAAAUUCUGAAUUCAAAUAUCUUAAAUUAUCUAUCAAUUAUUAGCUUAAAGUUCUACUAAAGUACAUUUUAUUAAUCAUAAAAAGAGCUUAUACCUUUAAUUAUAUCUAAUUAGUUUAAUGUAAGUAAAAUUUAUAUCAUAUAAAAUAAAGUGACUAACUACAACUUUAUGUAGCAGUAAGAUGGUAGAUUGAAUAAUACAAAUUAAACGUCUUAUUUUGAAUAAAUUCAAAUUUUAGAUAACAUUGUUACAAUUGAUAGUUAUUUUUUAUUAGAUUUUUAGACUGAUAAAAACUCUAAUACAACUUUAAAUGAAAUAAUAAUUCAAAGAAAUCAAUUUUAUUCUGAGGUAACUUCAAUAAUAAUCCAACUUACAAAACUAAAUACAGUUAAAGUAAACAAUAUUUCUUUAGUAGAUAAUCAAGAAUUUUUAUUCCUUAAAACUGAAAAUAUUUUUAACGUAACAAUUGGUUAAAUAAAUUUAUAAUAAACUGACUAAUAAUUUUUGACUCCUUAAAUAUGCUACUUAAAAUAAACUAUCUAGCAGAUAAACAUUAAAGAUAUAAUCUAAUAAGGUAUAAAAGUAUCAAAAGUAUUAUUUAAUUUAGAAAAUAAUAUAAUUUAAAAGCAAAUUGCUCCUCUUGAAAUUGCAAUAAAAAAUGUUAUCAGCAAUUAAAUAAUGUUAGUAUUCAAAGAUAAUAAAGAAGAUAUGUCUAUUUUUUCUGUUAUUUCUAAGUAAACCAGCAACUUAUAAAUUGAAAAUGUAUAAUUUACUGGAUUUUAAGAUUAUAUUUUAAAUAACAAAUCUAUUUUAGGAAAAGUAUCAUAAGGUUUUUACUUUGAUGCCCCUACUGUAGCUGUGAACCUUUAUAAUUCUAGUUUUAAUGAAUUAGAUGUUAAAAAUUAAUUUGGUUGGAUUAAUGGAUAAAUUCUUUCAAUAAAUAUAAAUUAUUGCAACUUUACUAAUUAAUAGAGUUAUCUUAACAUAAAAACCAGUAGAUUAGGUGGGUUUCUGAAUAUUAUAGGUUAAGCGCUUCAUAUAUAUAAGUCUAAAUUUAUUAAUGGUAAUGCAUAAAUUGGAGGAGCAGUUUAUUGGACAUCAUAAAAUAAAGGUAGCUUUUCAUCAAUAUAGAGCCAAUAUUUAAGCAAUGUAGCUUUUAGUAGUGAUAAUUUAGAGACUCAAGGAGGAGCAAUAUUUGUUAAUGGACAAUUAUCUUAAGGUUUUGAUGUAUAUAUAUUCGAAUCUAAUUUUUCUAAUAACUUUGCAUUUAACCAAGGAGGGGCUAUAUAGAUCUAACCUUCUUUUUAUUUUAAAACUGCCAUAACAAUUAAAAUGAGUCAUUUCAGUAAUAACUUCUCUGUAUGCAGAGGUAGUAAUAUUAGCAUUUAAAAUUAACCUAAUUCUAAAUCUUAUAUAAUAUUGAGUAGUUUAGCUAUUACGAGUUAGAUUAAAUACUUUAUUGAAGUAAUUGAGAUCCUUUAAAACAAUAUUCUAAAAUAAUAUUGGUUAUAAAUUAAUUCAGUUGAUUCUUCAUUAAUUUACAUACAAAAAGCUCAUGAUGUUGAAAUUAUAAGUUCUACAUUUUAGUUAUCAGCAGGCACAUCAUAUGAUUUCUAAAACUCUGAGAAUCUGAAAUUUAUUUUUUAAAAAAUUUUGAUAAUUUAAGAAGCUAUUAACUUUUAUGAUGUAUAAAAUAUUUAUUAGGAUAGCUACUUUUUAAGUAAUAUGAUUACAACUCUUGGUAUUUUGAACUUUUAUAUCUCCGAUACUUUAAUUUAAAACAAUAGAAAUAUCUUAGAUAAAAUGCAUAAUUAAAGAUAAGACGCAUAAAGUGCAGUUUUUUAUAAUAGCUAGAACAGCUAAAUUUAUAAAUUAAAUGUAGCUAAUAACAUAUGUUAAUAUUGCAUAUUUGGGACAAUUUAAAUAGUAGGUUAAAAAUUACAAAUCUUAAAUUCUACUUUUUAAAAUAAUAUAGCAUAUAAUGGACCAGGAUUAUAUUUAUAAUAAGCAUAAUAAUACUUUGCAAACUCAAUUAAUGCAUAAUAAGUGUUUUUAGAUAACUUAAUAAUCAUUAAUUCUAAGUUCAUUAAUAAUAAAGCAAACUUAAACGGAGGAGCGAUAUACCUAAAAUAAUCUAGUAUGUUUAUUUAUGAAACUAUCUUUGAGUAAAAUAAAGCUAGCUAGUAUGGUGGAGCUAUUUUUUUAGAAAAUACACAAAAUAAUAUUUUAAUAAAUUUAAUUAAUUUAAGUAACUGCACAUUUACUUAAAACUAAGCAAGUUUUGGAGGAGCAUUAGGGUCAACUACAGGAUAAAGAGUUAAUAGAUUUUCAAAUAAUACAUAUUAAAAAAAUAAGGCUUCUCAAUAUGGGGACAACAUUUAAACUUCACCAACAAAAUUUAGUGCUUCUAUAAAUGGAAAACCUUUAUCAGACUCAAAUAUUUUAUAAAUUAAAAAUCAUUUUGGGGGGUAUCUUGAGGAUGAUAUAAUUUUAAAAUUGUGUAGUGAUUAGAAUUAAGAAAUUUUGAAUAUUCCUAAAUAUAGCUUUCUUUAAAUAGCCAUUUUAGAAGGAAAUGGUUUCUUAAGUUAGAAUAAAAUUUAUAGUUAAAAUGGUGAAUUUAAUUUAACUCAGUAAAUUAAAGUUUAUGGAAACUUCAAUUAAUAACUUAAGCUCUAAGUUACUAGCGAUUUAAUUCAAAUUCCCAUAUUCAAUUCCAGCUAAUACAUAAUUGGUUAUAGUAAGUAUUCGUUAAUUAUUGUUAUAGAGAUGGCUAAAAAUUGCUUAAUUGGCUAGAUACCUAUAAAAUUUGAAUAAAAAUAUGAUUAGUGUUAAGACUGUAAAGAUACUUAAUAUAGCUUUAGUAUAGCAAAUUAAUGUUAAUCGUGCCCUGAUUUGUCAGUUAAAUGUUAUAGAGAUAGGAUCUUUUUACCUUCAAAUUUAUGGAGAGUUAAUCAAUAAUCAAUAGUUUUAUACCCAUGUAAAAAUUGUGUAGGUGACAUUUAAAUAAGUUAAGCCAUAUAAACUAGAUAACUUUCACCUAAACACAAUGAUAUGAAUUACUAUUGCAGAUAAGGAUAUGUAGGAGCACUUUGUGAAGAUUGUGAUAGAAGUGGAUAAUAUUGGGGUGAAGCUUAUUACAUGAAAUUAGACUAAAAAUGUUCAAGAUGCAGAGACAUAAAAUUUACAGAAGUCAUUUAUCCUUUGAUAAUAUCAAUAUUGGCAUUCAUUAUAUCAAUAUAUUUAUCUUAAAGAUUGAAAGAUUAAAUUAACUUUAAGACAAUGACAAAAGUGGUUUACUUAUUAUUUUCUAAAAAAUUUUAUGGUUACGAAACCUUAAAUGUUUUUAGUGUUAUCAAAAUUUUGAUCUUUUAAUCUUCUUUAAUCGGAAUAAUGUUUUUUUAUGAUCAUAAUAUCCCAAAUUUUGUGUCUUAACUAUUUAUUGAUAUUGGCAAUCUUUUUAGUGAUAGAUUAAGGAUAACUGAGUGCUUUUUAGUUUAGAUUCUGCAAGAAAUUAGUAUAACUUUUAAAGGUAUUUACUUCUUAUUAGUGGUAAAUAUUUUAAAUAUACUUUGCUUGGUGCUUUACUAUAUCUUUUUUUUAAAAAAAUAUAAAUGUAAAAAAUAUUUAAAUGAUAUAAUACUUUCAACAAGUAUAUUUGUCUACUAUUCAAUAAGUACUAUAUUCUCCAAAAUCUUUAGAUCUUUAAAUUGCUAGGUGUUUGACAAUCAACCUUUUGUAACUGAAUAUUUAUCUAUUUCAUGUAGAGAAUUAUAAAAUAGUAAUGCUUAUAAUUUGAUAGCUUUAGCGUUAGUAUUUACAACUUUACUAAUAUUUUAUGGAUAUUUUGUGUUUAAAAUCUACUAAAGGAGAUUUAUGAUAAAAACUUAUCAAAAUUAGAUUUUAUUUGGAUUCUUUACUUAUGAAUAUAAAUAAGUGUAUUACUUUUGGGAUUUAGUUAGGCUAAUUUAUAAAAUUUUUCUUUUGUUUAUCAUGCAAUUUUCAUAUUUACCAACUCAGUUAUAGAUAGUUAUGUCAAUCCUAGUGUCAUUUACAUACACUCUGCUAACUUAGAAUUUUAAUCCUUACGUCAAUGAGAAAUAAAAUGUUUUGGAUUUUAGAAUUUAAUGCCUGACUACAAUAUGUUUUUGUUUAAAUUCAAUAUAAUUCAGAUUAGAUUAGAAUGAGCUUCAACUGACAUGCACUAUAGCUCUUGUUUGCCUAGUAUUACUUGCUAUGGUUAUAACAUUUUCAUAGAUUUUAUUUAACUAUAAGCCAAAAUUAAUAAAAAUUAUACAAAUAAUACAGUAGAAAUCAUCAAAAUUUAAAUUCGUAGUUAAGUUAUUUAAUUUGGAUAAGUACGUAGAAAGAAGUCUGAAAGCUUAAAUAUAAUGGGAAAAAUUAAGAAAAAUACUUACUUAUAUGAAAUUUAUAAAUUUUAAAUAAAAUUUCUAUUAUUAAGAUGCUGAAAAUAAAUUGACGUAUUUUUAUAAUCAUUUAAGGAAUUAAAAAACAAAAACAAUAAGUGAAUAGACAUAAAUUUGA